AUGUCUGAAACCGCAGUUACACGUUUAACUGAAGAGAGAAAAGCUUGGCGCCGGGACCAUCCCUUUGGCUUUGUGGCCAGGCCGGUGAAAAAUAGAGACGGUUCCCAGGACCUGAUGGUAUGGGAAUGUGUUAUCCCCGGAAAGACGCGAACGCCAUGGCAAGGUGGUUCUUAUAAACUGAGGAUGUAUUUCAACGAUGACUACCCUCUCAGCCCCCCGCUAUGCAUGUUUGAACCUCCCCUGUUCCAUCCGAACGUGUUCCCGUCCGGAAAAGUGGCUUUAUCAACGUUGGACAAAGAAAAGGAUUGGCAUCCGGCGAUGACCAUUAAACAGCUUCUACUGGGAAUACAGCGUUUGCUGACCGAACCAAACUUCAAAGAUCCUGCACACCCGGAAGCCUACACCGUCUACCGCCGAGGCCGUCUGAUGUAUAAAGAGCGCAUACGAGAACAAGCACGCGCCAUGGCAGACAGAUUUUAA
Anopheles coustani is the source of this 480-nucleotide messenger RNA. Its product is annotated as SUMO-conjugating enzyme UBC9-like. Gene Ontology annotation, biological process: protein sumoylation. Gene Ontology annotation, cellular component: nucleus. The record is from RefSeq and is a predicted model, not a curated record. NCBI's taxonomy places the organism in Eukaryota, Metazoa, Arthropoda, Insecta, Diptera, Culicidae. The coding region runs from base 1 to 480 and encodes 159 amino acids. The transcript has a single exon. Gene Ontology annotation, molecular function: SUMO conjugating enzyme activity.